Messenger RNA from Carya illinoinensis, 1873 nucleotides. RefSeq names its product sugar transport protein 8-like. The coding region runs from base 136 to 1677 and encodes 513 amino acids. Gene Ontology annotation, cellular component: membrane. NCBI's taxonomy places the organism in Eukaryota, Viridiplantae, Streptophyta, Magnoliopsida, Fagales, Juglandaceae. Gene Ontology annotation, molecular function: monosaccharide transmembrane transporter activity. The record is from RefSeq and is a predicted model, not a curated record. Gene Ontology annotation, biological process: monosaccharide transmembrane transport. The transcript has 4 exons.
GGAUAAGUACCACUUGCUUAUAUAUAAUUCAUUACCUUCAGUUGUUCAGGCCACGUCCAAGGCCAAACUCUUCCUUGCUUUCCAUCACACAACGUUGAUCGAUCAGCCUGGGAAAAGUAAGGCUAAUCUGCAACCAUGCCUGCAAUCGUUAUUUCAGAAUCUGGAGGCGGACAUGACUUCCCCGCCAAGCUUACAGGGCAGGUUGUCGUUUGUAGUGUUAUCGCCGCCUUUGGAGGUCUUAUGUUUGGCUACGAUAUUGGCAUCUCCGGGGGAGUGACUUCAAUGGAUGAUUUCUUGAUUAAAUUCUUUCCUGUUGUUUAUGCAAAGAAGCAUCGAGCCAAGGAAAACAACUACUGCAAGUACGAUAAUCAGUAUCUCCAGCUCUUUACUUCUUCACUCUACCUUGCAGCCAUCGUGGCUUCGUUUUUUGCAUCCAUGGCUUGCAAGAAGUUUGGCCGGAAACCAGCAAUCCAAGCAGCCUCCGUUUUCUUUGUUGCCGGAGCCAUUUUAAACACUGUUGCCAAAGAUCUACUGAUGUUGAUCUUAGGCAGGUUGUUUCUUGGCUUUGGAGUUGGGUUUGGUAACCAGGCAGUACCGUUGUUUAUAUCAGAAAUCGCUCCGGCCAAGUACAGGGGAGGCCUGAACAUCUGCUUUCAGUUGCUUAUCACGGUCGGCAUUCUGUGCGCAAACAUUAUUAAUUAUUUCACAUCAAACAUACACCCAUACGGCUGGAGAGUGUCGCUAGGGGGUGCUGCGGUGCCUGCCAUAAUUCUUCUCGUUGGAUCCAUCAUCAUCGUCGAGACGCCCACCAGCCUAAUCGAGCGUGGGAAGGAAGACCAAGGCUUGAAAACUCUGAGGAAGAUUAGGGGCGUGGAAGAUGUAGAGAAAGAAUUCAACGAACUCGUGCACGCCACUGAAUUGGCCAAACAAGCCAAGCACGCCUACAGAAAUCUCAUGAAACGCAAUAGCAGGCCUCAGCUCAUUUGUGCUGCGCUUCUUCAGGUCUUCCAGCAGUUCACAGGAAUCAACGUCAUCAUGUUUUAUGCACCAGUACUGUUUCAGACCAUGGGAUUCAAGAGCGAUGCAUCGUUGUUAUCUGCCGUCGUUACCGGUUUGGUUAACGUGUUAUCCACAUUGGUUGCAGUUUUCUCGGUUGACAAAAUCGGGAGGAGGAAAUUGCUCAUCGAAGCUGCCGUUCAAAUGCUUGUAGCCCAGUCUGUAAUGGGAGCGAUACUUGCUGUCUAUUUGAAAGCUACAAAUGAGAUGCCAAGCAAUUAUGCAAUAUUCGUGGUGUUCUUGGUCUGUCUCUUCGUGUCCGGUUUUGCAUGGUCUUGGGGUCCCUUGGGUUGGCUAAUUCCUAGUGAAAUCUUCCCACUCGAGACUCGAAGUGCUGGGUUCUUCUUUGCUGUCAGCACCAACAUGCUUUUCACCUUCCUCAUUGCUCAAGCAUUCCUCACAAUGCUGUGCCAAAUGCGGUCUGGGAUCUUCUUCUUCUUCGUGGCAUGGAUUGUUGUGAUGGGUUCCUUUGCCAUCUUCCUGCUACCUGAAACAAAGGGAGUUCCCAUUGAUGAGAUGAAUGAAAGAGUGUGGAAGAAGCAUUGGUUCUGGAAGAGGUACUUCGAUGACGAUGACAGAGAGAUGCAGGCUAAAGCAGAUCAGGAAAAGCAACUGGCCUGAUCAAGAUUAUUCUUUUAGCUCCCUUUAAUUUGGUACAGACUUAUAGUACGGACAUCGUCCUUAGUUUGAGAUGAGUUUUAAAAUCACUUCAUAUUUUCUGCUAAAUAUUUGUGCUUGAUGAUCUGAAGCAAAAUUCAUAAAUAGUAGACAAUAAUUUUAUCCGAAUUACUAUUAAAAAUGAAAAGUUUUUCUAUUA